This is a messenger RNA of Condylura cristata (star-nosed mole), 2228 nucleotides long. It is a transcript of the gene MID2, whose product is annotated as midline 2. Bases 52 to 2109 code for a protein of 685 amino acids. Gene Ontology annotation, molecular function: zinc ion binding; protein binding. The transcript is spliced from 9 exons. NCBI's taxonomy places the organism in Eukaryota, Metazoa, Chordata, Mammalia, Eulipotyphla, Talpidae. The record is from RefSeq and is a predicted model, not a curated record.
AGCCCAGCCUCUGUGGUUCUUAAUGCCUCAGCAGGAUUAUUUUCACUAAAGAUGGAAACACUGGAGUCUGAAUUGACCUGUCCAAUCUGCCUCGAGUUAUUUGAAGAUCCCCUUCUGCUCCCUUGUGCUCAUAGCCUCUGCUUCAGCUGCGCCCACCGCAUCUUGGUCUCCAGCUGCAGCUCUGGUGAAUCCAUAGAACCCAUUACCGCUUUCCAGUGUCCCACGUGCAGGUAUGUUAUCUCGCUGAACCACCGGGGUCUGGAUGGCCUCAAGAGGAAUGUGACCCUGCAGAACAUUAUUGACCGUUUCCAGAAGGCUUCAGUCAGUGGGCCCAAUUCCCCAAGUGAGAGCCGCCGGGAGAGGACUUAUAGGCCCAGCACCACCAUGUCUAGUGAGCGAAUUGCUUGCCAGUUCUGUGAGCAGGACCCGCCAAGGGAUGCAGUGAAAACCUGCAUCACCUGUGAGGUCUCCUACUGUGACCGUUGCCUGCGGGCCACACACCCCAACAAGAAACCUUUCACCAGCCACCGCCUGGUAGAACCAGUGCCAGACACACAUCUUCGAGGGAUCACCUGCCUGGACCAUGAGAAUGAGAAAGUGAACAUGUAUUGUGUAUCUGAUGACCAAUUGAUCUGUGCCUUAUGCAAACUGGUUGGGCGUCACCGAGACCAUCAGGUUGCAUCCCUGAAUGAUCGAUUUGAGAAACUCAAGCAAACUCUGGAGAUGAAUCUCACCAACCUGGUUAAGCGCAACAGUGAACUAGAAAAUCAGAUGGCCAAACUAAUACAGAUCUGUCAGCAGGUUGAGGUGAAUACUGCUAUGCAUGAGGCAAAACUUAUGGAAGAAUGUGACGAGUUGGUAGAGAUCAUCCAGCAGAGGAAGCAAAUGAUUGCUGUCAAAAUCAAAGAGACAAAGGUUAUGAAACUGAGAAAGUUGGCACAGCAAGUUGCUAAUUGCCGCCAGUGUCUCGAACGAUCAACAGUUCUCAUCAACCAAGCUGAGCAUAUCCUGAAAGAAAAUGACCAAGCACGGUUUCUCCAGUCUGCAAAAAAUAUUGCUGAGCGGGUGGCUAUGGCAACUGUAUCUUCUCAAGUUCUGAUUCCAGACAUCAAUUUUAAUGAUGCCUUUGAAAACUUUGCGUUAGAUUUUUCCAGAGAAAAGAAACUUCUGGAGGGGCUAGAUUAUUUAACAGCCCCAAACCCACCAUCUAUCCGAGAGGAACUCUGUACUGCCUCCCAUGACACCAUUACAGUCCACUGGAUCUCGGAUGAUGAGUUCAGCAUCAGCUCCUAUGAGCUUCAGUACACCAUAUUCACUGGCCAGGCUAACUUCAUCAGCCUGUAUAAUUCAGUGGAUAGCUGGAUGAUUGUGCCCAACAUUAAACAGAACCAUUAUACAGUACAUGGACUGCAGAGUGGGACGCGCUACAUCUUCAUUGUUAAAGCCAUAAACCAAGCAGGCAGCCGGAACAGUGAACCUACCCGACUAAAAACAAACAGCCAACCCUUUAAACUGGAUCCCAAAAUGACUCACAAGAAGUUGAAGAUCUCUAAUGAUGGACUGCAGAUGGAGAAGGAUGAGAGCUCUCUGAAAAAGAGUCAUACCCCAGAGAGGUUUAGUGGCACAGGGUGCUAUGGGGCCGCAGGAAAUAUAUUCAUUGACAGUGGCUGCCACUACUGGGAAGUGGUCAUGGGUUCCUCGACAUGGUAUGCAAUUGGUAUUGCCUACAAAUCAGCUCCCAAGAAUGAGUGGAUUGGCAAGAACGCUUCCUCAUGGGUCUUCUCCCGAUGCAACAGUAACUUCGUAGUGAGACAUAACAACAAGGAAAUGUUGGUGGAUGUACCCCCGCAGUUGAAACGUCUGGGUGUCCUUCUGGAUUAUGACAACAACAUGCUGUCUUUCUAUGACCCAGCUAACUCUCUCCAUCUUCAUACUUUUGAUGUGACCUUCAUUUUGCCAGUUUGUCCAACAUUCACAAUCUGGAACAAAUCCCUAAUGAUCCUGUCUGGCUUGCCUGCCCCAGAUUUUAUUGAUUACCCUGAGCGUCAGGAAUGCAACUGCAGGCCUCAAGAAUCCCCUUAUGUUUCUGGGAUGAAAGCUUGCCAUUAAGUUUCAAGAGGGCAUAGAAUUCACUGGCUCUCCAGUUCAGCAGUUCUUCCCUCCUAAACUUCAGUUAGUGUUCGAUAUAUUAGAUACAAAAUAAAGUUUAUUUGAAGCAUCCCAAAUAA